AUGAACAACGCCGUCACCCUGGUUCCCUCUGAUCAAAUCAUUGUGGUCUACUCGGAUGGUGAAAUCACUGCUGGAGAGAUUUCUUGCGCUUUGUUCUACGCCAAUUCUCGCUUGUUGGCCAUGCACCUGUAUGUUGACAAGAGCUUUGCCACCGCCAUGCCCGGUUAUGCAGAAAAUUUUUACACACUCAUGCAAUGGGAAAUGGAGACUUUUGUAACUCCAUUCAUCAACAUAUCCUUCCUGAGCAGGUGCUCCGCUACCAUUCCAAAACUUCUCCACAAUGUGAUUGCAAUUUUGGUUGUCCAUAAAUUGGUGGACCGGCAACCGGAUGUGAAUGAGGUCCUCAUGGAAAUCAAAGCAUUGCCUCUUUCUGUCCAUUCCGCCGCAUCAGAUCAAUAUGACAUUGCUCGUAUGCCAGACUACUUCAAUGCCUGGUGGAAGGAGAACCUGGGCUCCUGCAGGGUGCCAGACAUGUUGCCAAAAUCAUCUGUCCAAGAUGUGAUGGAGUUGGUUGAGGGCCAUUUUUCAGAACUCCCGGAUCAUGUGGAAACCGACCUCCUCCCUUAUAUGCUCACACUUGGCCUGAGAGCUGUUGGAAAUUUUGCAGAGAAGGAUGACAAACUUUUUACGUUCAAGUGA
Messenger RNA from Suillus discolor, 639 nucleotides. RefSeq lists its product as uncharacterized. Bases 1 to 639 code for a protein of 212 amino acids. The record is from RefSeq and is a predicted model, not a curated record. The transcript is spliced from 4 exons. NCBI's taxonomy places the organism in Eukaryota, Fungi, Basidiomycota, Agaricomycetes, Boletales, Suillaceae.